Epinephelus lanceolatus (giant grouper) is the source of this 1023-nucleotide messenger RNA. The record is from RefSeq and is a predicted model, not a curated record. Lineage: Eukaryota; Metazoa; Chordata; Actinopteri; Perciformes; Serranidae.
AUGGUAGAUCUUGCCUUGCUGGAAGAUAUUGCUGCCCGUGCAUUCAGGAGAGAGCGCAUCUUCAGGGACCAUCAAAACAUGUUUGAUGAAGGUGAAGAAUGGCUUAUGAGCCGUUUCCGACUGCCAAGGCAUGUUUUGCUGGAGCUGUGCAAUUCCCUGGAGCCACAUCUUCAGCACCCGACACACUGCUCUCACCCUGUACCUCCUCAGGUUCAAGUCCUGUCCACCCUCGGUUUCCUGGCUACAGGUACAUUCCAGAGGGAAAUAGCAGAUCGGGCUGGGAUUUCACAACCCACUCUGAGCCGUGUCAUCCCGAAGGUGUUGAAUGGCAUCAUCAGACAAAUGCCAAUCGUCCUAAAAUUUCUCUAUGACGAACGACGCCAGAGUGAAGUGAAGAGGGGGCUCCACGGCAUUGCUGGAAUGCCAAAUACUGUUGGAGCGAUAGACUGCACCCACGUGCGCAUUAAAGCUCCAUCAACAAACUCCAUGCAGUUUAUGAAUAGAAAGAACUACCACUCAAUCAACGUGCAGGUAAUCUGUGACGCUGACUGCCGCAUCCUCAACUUUGUGGCCCGCUGGCCUGGAGGAACCCACAACUCCUUUAUUUUACGCAACAGCGGGAGUGCGUUUGAGGCAGGGGCUGUAAGGGACGGGUGGCUUGUUGGUGACCGGGGAUAUGGUCUGAAAACCUGGCUGAUGACUCCCUUUGCCAACCCUCAGACGCCUCAAGAGGUCCGCUACAACACAAUUCAUGUCCACACACGCUCCGUAAUAGAGCGCACAUUUGGACAGCUCAAGGGUCGCUGGAUGUGCUUGGACACAGCUGGCGCCAUAGCACAUGGCAUCCCCAUACCAGCUGUAGCAGAACCUCAACCAGAGGAAGACGCACAGCCAAAUGAGAGCCAGCUGAUUGCGAACAACCUCAUCCGUAAGGACGCGGGCAGGCUGACGACAUUCCGGGAAAGACUGGGAAGUGGAUGGCGUGACGGCGUCAUCCUCAGAUUCACCAUCAUUGGAGCCUAA